AUGCCGGCACCGAAAAGAACAGCUUCAGACAGCUUUUCCUCCUCACAACAGCUGGUAGUGAAAAGGCAGAAGUCCGAUGCCAAUCUCAGCAAUGGCUCAGCCAUUGCAGUUGUUGGCAACAAUGCACAGAAUGGCGCGCUUGUUCAACCGGUUUUGCGAACCAGUGGGCUGGAAGCUCCGAUCAUGGAACUUACAGGUCACUCCGGAGAAGUAUUCUCCACGCGGUUCGACUCAACAGGUCAACAUAUUGCAUCUGGGUCAAUGGACCGCUCCAUCAUGCUCUGGCGCACCUACAGGCAGUGUGAGAACUACGGAGUCAUGACAGGUCACAAAGGCGCCAUCCUGGAUCUUCAAUGGUCGCGCGAUUCUCGAGCGAUAUUCUCGGCAUCAGCAGAUAUGACGGUAGCAAGCUGGGAUCUAGAAUCUGGCCUGCGGCUGAGGAAGCAUGUGGGACAUGAGGAGGUAAUAAAUUGUCUGGACGUCAGCAGAAGAGGUUCCGAAAUGCUUCUGAGCGGUAGUGAUGACGGAUAUAUUGGUAUUUGGGACCCCCGUCAGAAAGAAGCCAUUGACUUCAUCGAAACGGAUUUCCCCAUCACCGCAGUAGCACUAGCUGAGGCGGGGAACGAAAUCUAUUCCGGAGGUAUCGACAAUCAAAUCAAGGUUUGGGAUGCACGAAAACAGGAAGUCAUCUACACUAUGAGUGGCCAUACAGACACAAUCACAUCACUCCAGGUCUCACCUGACUCCCAGACCCUCCUGUCACACUCACACGACUCUACUGUCCGGACUUGGGACAUUCGACCAUUUGCUCCUGUGGACCGGUCGAUGCGAACCUAUGAUGGAGCGCCGGUAGGUCUCGAAAAGAAUUUGAUGAGGGCAAGUUGGGAUCCCACAGGUCGCAGAAUCUGCGCGGGAGCAGGAGAUAGGACGGUGGUCGUGUGGGAUACAAGAUCUGGCAAGAUGCUGUACAAAUUGCCGGGCCACAAAGGGACCGUCAACGAUGCACGAUUUUCACCAACAGAAGAGCCCAUCAUCGUCUCUGGUUCGUCAGACCGUAAGCUUCUUCUCGGCGAGCUUGGAAAGUAG
Molecule: messenger RNA, 1086 nt
Organism: Endocarpon pusillum Z07020
Lineage: Eukaryota; Fungi; Ascomycota; Eurotiomycetes; Verrucariales; Verrucariaceae
Exons: 5
Coding region: 1-1086 (361 amino acids)
Cellular component (GO): catalytic step 2 spliceosome
Molecular function (GO): protein binding; RNA binding
Source: RefSeq, a predicted model, not a curated record